Peromyscus maniculatus bairdii (prairie deer mouse) is the source of this 3544-nucleotide messenger RNA. RefSeq names its product cAMP responsive element binding protein like 2 (gene Crebl2). Gene Ontology annotation, molecular function: DNA-binding transcription factor activity. The record is from RefSeq and is a predicted model, not a curated record. Gene Ontology annotation, cellular component: nucleus. Gene Ontology annotation, biological process: regulation of DNA-templated transcription. Lineage: Eukaryota; Metazoa; Chordata; Mammalia; Rodentia; Cricetidae.
CACGCCGGGGGCCUGUCAUGGGGCGGGUGAAGGAGGCGGUGGCCGAGUGGGGCGGCGCCUGGGGCAGCCUCCAGGGUCCGCUCUGCCAUUCCUGAACUGGUCCGGGUCCCCGUGACCGUGGCUUCAGGGAAGCGAACUGUUAGGCGAAGGAGGAGGCACUCAGAGCCAUAUCCCCUUCUUCCCCGGGGCGGGGGCCGGGCCUGGCCGGCUGCGGCGGGGGAGGGCCGGGAGGGCGCCAGGCCGAGGCGGCCUGUCUGCGGAGAUGGAUGACAGCAAGGUGGUUGGAGGCAAGGUGAAAAAGCCUGGUAAACGAGGGCGGAAGCCAGCCAAGAUUGACUUGAAAGCAAAACUUGAGCGGAGCCGACAGAGUGCAAGAGAAUGCCGGGCCAGGAAAAAGCUGCGGUACCAGUACUUGGAGGAGUUGGUGUCCAGUCGGGAAAGAGCCAUAUGUGCACUUCGAGAGGAACUGGAAAUGUACAAGCAAUGGUGCAUGGCAAUGGACCAAGGGAAAAUCCCUUCUGAAAUAAGGGCCCUACUCACUGGAGAGGAGCAGAACAAGGCUCAGCAGAACUCAAGCAGGCAUCCCAAAGCUGGGAAGACAGAGGCUAACACCAAUUUGUUGCUGGGGAAUUGAACCCGUGGCUUCAGAAAUGGAAGGGUGAAGAGCAUGUAAAAUGCAGCCAGUGAUCAAAACCAAUGGUCUAAUGUCUAUGGAAGACAAAUGGCCAGGACUUUGCUUCUUGGCUCCAUUUACCUACCGCUUACUGCUCAGUAGGCAUAUCUGUAAAUCCGAAGUUUCUACCAAAAUGUGUGAUCAGACAUCACGAAGGCCUUUGCUUUAAUUUUCCACACCUAGAAGACUUGCCAACAUUCAGACCUGCUCUGUAUUGCUCUCCAUGCUGGCCAACAAGUUAUAAUGCCUGAAACCACAGGAGCAGAGGAAAGGGGAUGAAAAGCGCAUGUUUGCACCUUAGCCGUAUGGCUUCUCUGGUUAAUUUAUAUUUUCCUAUGUAAGCUGUGUGUUUGUGUGUGUGUGUGUUGAGUUGUCACUUCUCUUCAUGUUUUUAAUCACCUACAAAAACCAAAUAGGCUGUGUUGUUUCCUGUGGUUCUCAGCCUUGAUGGACCCAAUGUUACUCCUUUCUAUUUACUUGAGUAAUGUUUGACCGUCUGUGAGCCAUUCCAGCAUAAGCUGUGAGUUCAUAUUAACAGAUAUAUACAUUUCUAUUUUUAUAAUCCAUAGUGAUAUGCCUGUUUUAAAGAAUGUUCAUAAGAAAUGCAACAAGAAAGCCCCAGACAGCCUCUUUGUGCUGUUUCCUCAGACUGUGUUUAUGAAAGUUGGCCUGGGCCAAAUCCAUGCUUGGAGAAUUAGCCAUGUUUUAUUUUUAGGUGAAAAGUAACCUUUCAGUAGCAUUCAUUAUCUUAACCUGCAGUAGGUGUGUGCACAUGUGUUUCUGUUGUAUGUCUACAUGUACAUGGGUAGAAGUAGACAGGAGUGAAUGUUCAUACACAUUUGCUUGUGUACUCAACUAUGGCAUGGGAUAUUUUUCUGAAGAACACAGAAUGCAACUAGCUGCUGAGACUGAGUGUCCGUGUCCUGUCCAGAGCAUGGGCACACUGCUGGCAACGCUAACGGCUGCUGCAGUUGGCAGAAUACUCAGUCUCCUCCUGACAUGAGUGUCCUUAUGAAUGUGUUCUGAGCCGGAAAGAAGCCGACUGUGUGCUGGUCCCCACUUCAGCCUGUGCCUCCACUGUGCAGCGUGGGGCCUGGCGGGUGUGGGGAGGGGCAGGCAGCUCUGUCACAGCCACACUUCCAUGGCCUGGAGUGAGGGUCGAGGGCAGCGCCCACAGUCGGAUACCGAGAGAUGAGGACUCUACUUCUUCAGUCUUGCUACUUUGGCCAGAUGCCCUGUUCUCUGUUGCUGCUAAAUUAGAAUUGGUCCUCACGCUGAUGAGGCAGGAACUUAGCUUCCAAAAAAGAAGUGUUUGCCACAGACUGGCAGUUGAGGAGGAGGUAUCAUAGUCUUCAGGCAUGUCCAACCUUUGACGUUGUGACUUGAAGCCUGAGAACUGAAUGUUUUAAGUGAGUUUACAGUUUUGUGCUAGGACACAUUUCCUAGCUAUUCUGAGGCAUGUGCAGCCUGCAAGCCAUGGCUCAGACAUGCCUGGCAGGUUGUCUGUGAGGUGGAACAUGAGAUGGAUCUUUUGGCAGGCAUUUAAACAAAUGCUUCCCCUUAGCCUAAAGAUCCCUUGAGCUCAAGCUUCAAACUUAGGUGUGUAUGACCACUGACAGACCACUAGCCCAGCUUGCUGGGUUCUCUGUGCUUAAGAAAAAUGGACAUUUAAGGAUAUUUAAUGUCUUCUUAGGACCAUAAAUGUAGACAAAGGAUUGUUGAUAUUCAGGCCCUUCAGAAUUUAAGUGUUUUUAAAUAUGGUGUUCAGACUGUAAUGGGUGUGUUCUCAGUCUACUCAGUCAUAUUCUUUUUACUUUGCAGAACAGCCCAUGACUUUAUGUUGCUUUGUGCAGUACCUUUUGAAUUCUCUAAGUUGUUUUCAAAGCAAACAUUCCAUGAUGAAUGUGGCUCCUCAGUGGCAUGUCUGCGUUGUGCUUGAAGAUUCUGCAGGUUCUGGUUGUAAUUGCAGCGUCAGCCCCAAGUAGAGGAGAUGGACUGUGGAGUGAGAUUUCAUUGCACUUUGAGUCUGUUCGUGUGUCUAGAUGGCUUUAGUGUUCUGGAGUAAUCAAGCCAAGAGAAUGAAUGGCCCUUGGUGGUGAGUGCUCUGGGAACUCUGCUGGCCCCUCUCCCUCAGAGCCUGGGAUUGCAUCUCUGGUCCUGAUCCAACAGCAUCUCCAUCUCCAUCCCCAUCUAGUGGCAGUGCAGACUAACUGCACUUCCUUCCCAGAGGACAGCAGCCUGCGAGGCCAGAGCCCUGGGCCAUCAUCAUCCAGGGCAGGAAGAGGCCUGUGCCUCCCUCAGCAGAGCCUGUCUCCUUUUUCUUUUGAUCUCAGAGAUUAAGGAGAAAAUAUAAUUGUGAAUUCACACCAGUCCGACUCUAUCAUUUUAGAACCCACUUCCCACAUAUUGGAGCAACCGGUGCAAUAUGGAAUUGAUCUGGUCUGGUCAACUUUUAGGCUGUAACUGAAGUUCUUAAUUUGUUUUCUAUCUUAUCUAAAAUCUUUUGUGAUACCUGAAUCAGAACCUUAUAGCAGCCGUCCCUGUGACUAUUUGCCUUGUAGACAGUGCUUAGCAUCACCAUCUAGAAUUUACCAUCUUUGAACUGUGAUGGGUUUGCUUUGGCUGGUUAUAAAAAAUACAGAUUUAGACUGGGCUUCAUUUUUAGUUAAAGGCAAGUAAAAUUAACAAAAAUCAAUAUAUUUUACAGAAAUCAGCUGCAUGUUGUUACAAAUAUUAAAGUAUAUAUUUUGUUUUUUAAAGAUGAGAGCUAAUUAAACCACAUGGUAUUUGGGGGCAAUGAAGGAUGUUUUUCUUAGAAGAGCAUUGUACAAUUAUAUUUUUUAUGAAAAAUAAAGUAUAUUCACCAAAGCA